UUCACUCUGUGUUCUUCAUUUCUUAGGCUCCAGAAUAGACUGCCAUCAUGAGUAAUGGAGGUUGGGUGGGCACAUGGAGGCCCCAUCGUCCACGAGGACCAGUCAUGGCCCAGUAUUCCAGCCCUGGGCCCAAGUACAACAUACCGGGAGCAACAGGUUAUAUCUCGCACAUCCCUACCAAAAGGAAAGCCCCUGCCUAUAGUAUGUACGGUUCAAAGCUCCCAUCCAGCAAAGACAGAGUUCCGGGUCCUUACCAUGUGCAGGGCUAUAUGACAAACAAAGGAAGGCAAUCGGCUCCGUCUUAUACAAUGGGUGGUCGAAUGAGAGUGAAAAAGGAGGUUACCCCAGGUCCUGCCUCUUACUCACCAGAGAAGUCACGGAAAAUAAUUUAUCAAAGUGCUCCUGCACAUUCUUUGUCAUUCAGGACUCGUGGUUACAAAGUAGACGCCACACCAGGUCCCAGCACUUACACAAUGCCUGAAGUCCUUGGGCCGCACACAGCAGCAACCUCCGCUGGCCCUGCUUACUCCAUGACAGGGAGGAGUAAGCUUGGGCGUUUUGAUGAAGACUUGCAUAAGACCCCUGGUCCUGCUGCAUAUUAUAAGCCCGACACAGAUAUCUACAAAAAGAGAGCACCCAAGUAUUCUAUGGGCAGUCGAAGCAAGGGUCUAAGAGCUGGGAAAACACCUGGGCCUGCAGACUAUACUGUAGGAAAGGUAUCAUUGCUCAAAACUUGUUCUCCAGUUGUCACUUUUGGAAUCAGACACUCCGACUACACCACACCUCUGAUUGUGGACGUCUGCUGAAUUCAUCCGUUGUACAGAAAAUGAUUUUUCUACUGAUAUUUCUAUAUCAUGUUCCUCCACAUUUUAACAGUUAACCACCAGCUGUUUAACUGCAUUUUUUUUUUACAAAUACCAGAGCUAAAGGACCAUUUAAAAUAUUCAGAAACUGAUUACCAUUCAAGACUGAAGUUCUGUCCUCUGAUGAAGGGAUAUGCCAUAAGCCCCUCUUGUGAGGAAGACAAAGCGCAGCUCACACUUGCCCUACUAUUUGAGCCCAAGGAAUACAUAUCUAAACGCAUGUUGGCAUUCUGACAACUGGUAUACAAUUAACGGUGUCAUUCUUCAUAAAGUAGGAUCUGAUAUAUAUUAAAUAUAUAUGUGUAUUUGUGUAAAAAAGCUACUCGUGUUCCUGAUCCAGAAUUAUUUCAUGGAA
Lacerta agilis (Sand lizard) is the source of this 1218-nucleotide messenger RNA. RefSeq names its product outer dense fiber of sperm tails 3 (gene CIMAP1A). NCBI's taxonomy places the organism in Eukaryota, Metazoa, Chordata, Lepidosauria, Squamata, Lacertidae. The transcript has 6 exons. The coding region runs from base 48 to 806 and encodes 252 amino acids. The record is from RefSeq and is a predicted model, not a curated record. Gene Ontology annotation, cellular component: cytoskeleton.